AUGGUAGCCGGACGAGGCUUCGUAAAUACGUUAGCUGUCAAACAGAUGCCAUUACACCACACCGGUGAUCACGCUGACCUUCUAUUAUCUAUACAGCAUGACUUUACUCGUGUGUAUGUUACCUACACGAGGCUGGCGGCCGAUGGCGAAGUGAACAAGCUGGUUACGAGCAUCCUCAACAAACUGCUAGAUAAAUACAGCAAGGAGGUGCGGCCAGGGAUUGGAAUGGAACCGCUGCACAUUGAGACAGACAUCUCUGUAAGGAGUUUCGGGUCCAUUUCAGAAACACGAAUGGAUUAUUCCUUCCAGUGCUACUUGCGUCAACGUUGGCACGAUGAUCGGCUUAAGUUCAACACGGAAAACAUCACCGAAUUUACUCUCAGCAACCGGUUCCUGCAGUUCAUAUGGAAACCGAACACUUAUUUCAUAAAUGGGAAGAAUUCCAAAGCUCACAACAUAACGGUUCCCAACGCCUUUGUUCGAAUCCGCCAAGAUGGCCGUCUCUACAUGUCUAGAAGGCUGACGGUGAACGCUCGCUGUCCGAUGAAGCUGUAUCGAUACCCAAUGGGAAAGGUCGUUUGUCCUCUCGAGCUUGGCAGCUAUGGAUACAGUACUGAUGAUAUAAUAUACCACUGGAAAGACGACAAACGCCCAGUCAUAGACAUAUAUCCUGGUGUUACGAUGGCCAUAUUUGAUCUUGAUCGAAUAGAAGCUUUCAAUCGAACGAAGUACACUGAAUACGGAGAGGUGUCGCGCCUUGAGGCGAAGAUCCACCUGAAGCGGCCGCUCGGUUUCUACCUGCUGCAGACCUACUUCCCGUGUUACCUCAUCACGGCCCUGUCCUGGGUCUCCUUCUGGAUCAAUCGAGACGCCGCCCCCGCCAGGGUCCUGUUGGGCGUGACGACGAUUCUGAGCACGGCGGCCAUUGGCAUGACGGUUAGGGAAGGAAUACCCAGAGUUCCCUACGCCACGGCGCUCGACAUCUUCCUGAACGCGUGCCUUAUAUACCAGAUGGCCGCCCUCAUAGAGUACGCCGCCGUCAACUACUUCACGAAGAUGCCCAAGAGUAACGUGUCAGAGGAGGAUGAAGGGACGUGUUUACCACCCUCGAGAAAGAUCAUCUACUCGAACGUGAACGAGAUCGAACGAGAGCGCGAGAUUCUGCUAGGCAACAACGCGGUGCUCGAGCUGGAGGAGGAACGUCUUCGGCAGCCAUGUUACAAGAUGAUGUGGCACUGCAUCACCGGCAACGCAGACUUCAGACAGCACAGGGACGCCAACUACGAUGGCACCAACAGCGUCAGCAGCAUAGACAUGAUAGCGAGAUUUCUGUUUCCAGGAACUUUCAUCUUCGCCAAUACUGUCUAUUGGCUGGCGUUUCAAUUCCUUUGGACCGAUGACGAGAGCUGACCAAUAGAACACUAUUUUGUACAUAUUAUUUAUAA
This is a messenger RNA of Gigantopelta aegis, 1445 nucleotides long. Its product is annotated as gamma-aminobutyric acid receptor subunit alpha-2-like. Gene Ontology annotation, biological process: signal transduction; monoatomic ion transmembrane transport; regulation of membrane potential. The coding region runs from base 1 to 1410 and encodes 469 amino acids. The record is from RefSeq and is a predicted model, not a curated record. NCBI's taxonomy places the organism in Eukaryota, Metazoa, Mollusca, Gastropoda, Neomphalida, Peltospiridae. Gene Ontology annotation, molecular function: extracellular ligand-gated monoatomic ion channel activity; neurotransmitter receptor activity; GABA-A receptor activity. Gene Ontology annotation, cellular component: synapse; neuron projection; membrane. The transcript has 10 exons.